CACACACACACACUCUCACGCGCGCGCACACACACACACGAGUGUGUAGAGCUGCCAGCAGGAGUCUCAGUGUUUCAGUAUAACGGUAAACUGGACAGAAAAGUUUAACUUCAUGCCGGAAGUGAAGCUGAACAGAGAGAAAAGCGGAGAGGAAAGUGAAGUGAAACCGCGCUGUGACACUGACACACAAAUGAAGAGGAGGAGGAUGAAGAUGGUGUCUCAUUAACGUCGCGCUGUGUGUGUGUGUGUGUGUGUGUGUGUGAGAGAGAGAGAGAGAGAGAGAGACAGACAGACAGACAGACAGAGAGAGAGAGAGAGAGAGAGACAGAGAGACAGACAGAGAGACAGACAGAGAGAGAGAGAGACAAUGGGAUUACCGACUCUGGAGUUCAGCGACUCGGUUCUGGACAGUCCGACCUUCAGAGACAGACUGAAGAACCACGAACUGGAGCUGGAGAACACCAACAAGUUCAUCAAGGAGCUCAUCAAAGACGGCAACGCGCUCAUAGGAGCACUUAGAAAUUUGUCUGAAUGUGUGUUGAAGUUUGCUCAGUCGCUGCAGGAGUUUCAGUUCGAGUGUAUCGGUGACGCAGAGACAGACGACGAGGUGAACGUUGCUCAGUCUUUUAAGGAGUUCUCACAGCUGCUGAACAAGGUGGAGGAGGAGAGACACCGCCUCAUCCAGAACGCUGACGACGUUCUCAUCACACCUUUGGAGAAAUUCCGUACGGAGCAGAUCGGAGCGGCUAAAGAAGGAAAGAAGAAAUUCCUCAAAGAGAGUGAGAAGUACUACACAUCUCUGGAGAAACAUCUCAACCUGUCUUCUAAGAAGAAAGAGUCAUCACUCCAGGAGGCUGAUUCUCAGAUUGAUAAAGAGAGGCUGCUCUUCUAUGAUGCCUCGCUUGAGUAUGUCUUCAAAAUCCAGGAGGUUCAGGAGAAGAAGAAGUUUGAGUUUGUCGAGCCGCUCCUGGCCUUCCUACUUGGUUUAUUCACUUUCUACCAUGAGGGAUAUGAACUGGCUCAAGAGUUCGAACCUUAUAAACAGCAGCUCCAGUUCAACCUGCAGAAUACUCGGAACAACUACCUGACCACUAAACAGGAGGUUGAGAAACUGAUGAACAGAGUGAGGUCUGCAGAUCAGGACCAGAAACCACCAGGACAGUGGACCAUGGAGGGCUACCUGUACAUCCAGGAAAAAAGACCUCUGGGCUGCUCCUGGACUCGACAUUACUGCACUUAUGAUAAAGCCAGUAAGACCUUCAGCAUGACCAACACAGAGACCAAGACCACCAACAAACAGAAUGACGUGGUGUUAAACUCAGCUGAAGUCUUCAAGCUCAAGUCGUGUGUGAGGAGAAAAACCGACUCCAUCGACAAACGUUUCUGUUUCGACAUCGAGAUGGUAGAGAGAGAUGCUGUGUGUCGUGGAACUAUUUUCAGUCCCCUGCAGUUUUUCUGUAAAGUUCGACAUGGUAUUAUCACUUUGCAGGCUCUGUCUGAAUCUAACAGGAGAAUGUGGCUGGAGGCGAUGGACGGCAAAGAACCAAUCUACAACCUACCUGCAGUCCUGAGCAAGAAAGAUGAGACUCAUCUGAACCGAGCAGGCUUUAAUUUUGUGAGGAAGUGCAUUAGCAUGGUGGAGGAAAGAGGCAUUAACACUAUGGGACUGUACCGUAUCGGAGGAGUGAACUCUAAAGUGCAGAAGUUGAUGAACUCUGUCUUCUCACCUAAAGCUCCAGCAGACAUGGACCUAGACCCUGAAAUAUGGGAUAAUAAAACCAUCACUAGCGGACUGAAGAAUUACCUCAGGUGUCUCGCUGAGCCGCUCAUGACAUACAGACUCCAUGAGGAUUUCCUUGCGGCUGUCAAAUCAGAUGAUCAGAAUUACAGAGUGUGUUCUGUUCAUGUGCUGGUCCACAAACUGCCUGAGAAAAAUAAAGAAAUGCUGCAGAUUUUAAUAAAACACCUUCUUACAGUCUCAGCUCACAGUAAGACUAACAUGAUGACGGUAUCGAACCUUGCUGUGAUCUUCGGCCCCACACUGAUGCGCUCUCAGGAGGAGACUGUGGCUGCCAUGAUGAACAUCAAGUUCCAGAACGUGGUGGUGGAGAUCCUGAUCCAGAACUUUGAGAAGAUCUUCCACCAGACUCCAGACCCCAACAUUCCCUUGGCACAGCUCCACACUCGGCCAGAGUCACGCAGGAACAGAGCCAUCUGUCUCUCCACAGGAUCUCACAAACCCACACAGACACACACACACUCGUUGUGUGUCACUGAUGCUGACAGUGACACAUUAAGCAGCAGUUCCUGCAGCACCACGAUGGGCAGCGUGGACUCUCUGUCGUCUCACUGGUCUGAGCAGAACCUGUCCAAACUGAGCUCCUGCGCUCCGUAUAAAGAGAAGCUGUAUCCAUCCACUGUGUCCCCCAUCGGGCCCCGGGGCCAAGACCCCUCCUCCAGGGGUGACGUGGGGCGGGCGGAUGGAGAAUCGGACGACUCGUACAGCUCACCUGCUCUGAGGAAAGUUCACAGAAACAACACACACAGCUGUGGAGCUGCAGUGAGAUCUGACCGGAUCGGCUGUGUAGCGGCACCAGCACUGCAACACACUAACGAUAAACAGAGUGAUGACACCCAGUGGCUCCACCUGCCUCCUAAGUUGCCCCAGCGUCAGGACGUCGGCUCCGUCAGCAGCUACCAGAGACCGAUGUCAGUAGUGGCAGCAAGAGCACUGAUGUUUGAAAGUCCCUCAGUGUCGACACCUACUGGCCGAGAUGCAAAAGCGAUAUAUUCCUGUGAGGCAGAGCAUAGCAACGAGCUGAGUUUCCCCCAGGGGGCGCACUUCUCUAACGUGAACCCUUCAGUGGAACCCGGCUGGCUUCAGGCAACGUACAAGGGCAAAACAGGACUGGUUCCAAAAAACUAUGUGGUUUUCCUCUGAGCCCACACACGGAGACGUCAUCCAGCCUGUCCUGAUGGUGUGUGUGUGUGUGUGUGUUGGUGUUUGUGUGUGCGUGUGUGUGGGCGUGUUGGUGUAUGUCCUGUCCAUGGUUUAUACACAGAAUACAGUUAAAGACAUAAAUAUAUAAAUAUACCGCACACACACACACACACACACGCACACACACACGCAGUCAUCUUCAGCAUCAUGAUUGUUUUAGCAUAAAGCUCUUAAAGCAUUAUAAAGUUUGGAACCUUUUAUUUAGCUCUAUCACUUUUUUAUCUUUUUACUCUGUAAUGAACGUCUGACCACUCGAGCUGCUCAUUAGUCUAGAAUUACUGCCAUCUUACACUGGAAAUCUUCCUCUCGUCUCACUUAGUUAACAUCACACACACACGAACACACACAUGUACACAAACAUAUACACACGUACACACACAUUUACACACAUACACACAGUAAUUAUAUAAAGGUGUGAAUGUAGUAUGAAAUUGUUUAAUUAUGUUUUUUUACAGUCUGAUUUGUGUUUGUAGUUAUUGUGUAUUUUAGAGAGAACUGUGUAAGAAUCCAUUCUGUUCUUUCCUUCAUGUUCUUAAAUGUUGUUAAAUGUAAAAGAAGAACGUAGUCGUCAUUGUUCACACACUCUUUAAUCAGGUGUCGCGUAGUCAUGUGUCGCGUAAUGUGUCGCAUAGUCAUGUGUCGCGUAGUCAUGUGUCGCGUAGUCAUGUGUCGCGUAGUCAUGUGUCGCGUAGUCGGGUGUCGCGUAGUCGGGUGUCGCGUAGUCGGGUGUCGCGUAGUCGGGUGUCGCGUAGUCGUGUCGUGUAGUCAUGUGUCGCGUAGUCGGGUGUCGUGUAGUCAUGUGUUGUGUAGUCAUGUGUUGUGUAGUCUGGUGUCCUGCUGUAACUGAAUUGACUGAACUGAAGAAAGUUGUAUCACUGUUUUAGAUAUUUUUAGUUUGAUUUUUCACAAAUGUGAAUGUUUUACUGUCAGUACAUUUCUACAUCAUUAAGUUGUACAGUCCUAAUAACUGGGAACAACAUGCAACAAAAAGAAACAACAGACAUUUACAGCUCCAGGAUUCUGGGAGGAGGAAGACGGAGCAGGCCGGCGCCAGGAUCUCCGUGUUCUUUUCCAUUUACAUGCGUAAGAAUACGACUCGACCUUGACUGAUGAUGCCGGAAUGAUCCUCCCUCGUCAGCAGGUCCGCUGAGGUCAGAGCCCGGAAACGACAGUCUUACAUUAACUCUUUAAUGACGUGCCACAGAUUCACAGUCCAUGAGGUUUAUUCUGUAAUCCUGACCAUAUUAAAGUACACAGAAAAGCUAUUUAAUUUAAAAAGAUCACGUUAAAGCCUGCAGCAGAGACACAGGAGACGGUUCAGAGCUGGAGAUGUUCCUUCUUACUCCUGCAGGGAUGGAGUCCUUCUUUAAGAAGCCAUUAGAACUGUAGUGUCGUGAAUAAGGCGGGUUUUAGUCAUAAAUUUAAUCGUGUAAUCAUUCUGAAGGACUGAGAUGUUUCUCAGACAGACGUUACAGAAAAUGUGAACGUUUUAUCUUUAUUUCUAAAUACACAUCAAAACAGAAGCAGUGAUGGAACCAUAACACAACUUUCUCCCAGAUCACGUCACUAAAGACAGAAAGGCACUCGUCCGUAUCCCUCAGUUCACUCUGUUGUCAUGACAUUAUUUCCCAUGAAAGAGGAGGGGCCUGACCAUGCCGGCCAGAACCUUUGGCAACUGUGACGCGAUCACCUCCGACAUCAUCUCAGGAAACUCCACCUUCAUGGCGUCGGCCUGGAUGAAGGUACUGAGGCAGUACAGGUUGACCUUCUUCACUAUCUGCUCACAAAACAAGAGUGACGCAAACUUCAGCACGUUAUCACACAUACAGCAGCAACAUAAUGUGUGUGUGUGUGUGUGUGUGGUGUGUGGUGUGUGUAUAUAAGGCCACAUAUAAAGAGUUAAUCUAUAAUCAAAGUCAUUUAUUUUCAAAAAAACCUAAAGUUCACUUUCCCUUUAUUUAUAGAGAACCAUAUUUAUUCAUUUUUAUUGCUAGUUCUAGUUCUAAAUUAUUCUGUUCAGACGUCGUGACGUGAAGUGACGUGUGCACCUCAUGCAUGGAGUCCAUGAGUUUGGUGAGGUGGUAGAAACGCUGCGAACUUCCCACCACAUCUUUCUCCUUCAUCUGGACGGCUUUACUCAGCUCUCUGAUGUAGUGCUGUCUCAUCUCAUCAAACUGACUCUGACUCUUUAAACCCUCUAAAGGAACUGUAAAAAACACAAAGCAUCAAUAUAAUGUUCCUUUAUUUAUAUGGUCAGGAGGUCAGGACUGGGAUUGGUCAGAAGAUGCUAGAAGGUUUGCAUUAUUUUGGAAUAACAGCUGAAGGACCUGCUGAUGUUUACAGAUCUUUGGACUUAAACUGCAGCUUUGUUAAAGUGACGUUUUACAGUAAAGAUUUUCUCAAUUCAUUAAAUACAUAUUAUAUAUAUA
Tachysurus vachellii is the source of this 5430-nucleotide messenger RNA. Its product is annotated as rho GTPase-activating protein 42-like. The coding region runs from base 368 to 2941 and encodes 857 amino acids. Gene Ontology annotation, biological process: signal transduction. Gene Ontology annotation, molecular function: GTPase activator activity; protein binding. NCBI's taxonomy places the organism in Eukaryota, Metazoa, Chordata, Actinopteri, Siluriformes, Bagridae. The record is from RefSeq and is a predicted model, not a curated record. Gene Ontology annotation, cellular component: cytoplasm. The transcript has 25 exons.